GACACCCUCCCCACCUAUUAUUGUCUUCGGAACUAACAGCCUUGUAUAGUAAUCCAUGAUUGAAAAAACCAGAUUGUCCCUGUUAAUUUUGAUUACUUAAAUUUAUGCAGGCUAUGCCGGCCUUAUCGCUUGCAGGGAUCAACCACACCAUUCUAUAAUUAGCACCGGGUUGCACCAGACCUAUUACUCGAAAGGGACACAUUAUCGAAAAGAAGCAUGGUUCUGGAUCGGUUCAGUGACGCUGUGCAGCGAAUUCGGAGGCAUUCGGUGUUGCGACGGAGGUCAACUAGAAAAUGCUCUACCAGUCAGAACUGCCGGGAGCAGUCAAUCUGGGAAACACUUCCCAGUGACAUAUUAAUCCGGAUCCUGGCACAAUGCGAAUUAAACGAUAUACACGCCCUGGCUCUGGUCUGUCGCGUGCUGCACCGGCGCAUCUAUCAACAUGAACCUGCCAUUGCGCAGGAAUAUCUUUGCCGUCGCCUACACCAGCAUUGUCCGGCGGUUUUAUCACCUGGCGAUAAUCUAACACUCAUAUACAACCUAUUUCCUCCACCGCCACCGCAUUAUCCUUCAACCGAUGGCAGUCUAGAAAACAAUUUCCCAGAAUACUCAUUCAGCUACUUAUCCGACCUAACUCGAUGCUGGCGAACCUGUAUAAGACUAUCAUUCUACCUGGCUGAAAUGACAGUUCAACACCAUCUCGAAACCGAAACUACUAUCCGUGGUGUAUCAGAACAAGAAGCCAUCUAUAGCAAGGCCAUAUGCCAGCUUCAAGAUAGGCUGCUACAUCCUGUAGCAUAUCUAAUCUUCUUUCUCGAAUCCGACGCAGCAACAACAUCCCCAUCCAUCAAAACCCAACAAUCUAUCCUCCAACAACCCCCCUUCACAGAUACCCAGAUCCUCCUCUCCACACAGCACUGCAUGACACUCCUCUGCAACUGUCUCCGCCGCCUAAUGGCGCCUGAUAUCCAAUACCCCUCUACUGAGCCCUGGCUCCGGCUCCUCCUCACCACAUCAACACUAGAGCGAACACUUGACUUUUUCGCAGCCGCUGCAACUCCAAAUACCAGCGCAACCGACAAGAAGAAAGAGAAAAUCACCGAAUCAACUGUCAAUACCUCCUGGACGCCCCGAAUGGAAUUCAUCUGGCAAAUGCGGAAUGACUGGGAACAAAUAUUAUCCACAACAAGAGGGUCUAUUUACGACCUUGAUGCUAAGAACGAAGCCAUCAGGGUUCUGAGCACGGCUGGUGUGGAGGACGUUUGGUUCGAGGCUGCAAAGAGGGAAUUGAACCGCAGGAGCAUGAUACCACAUGCCUGCGAGGAAGGGAUUCCAGUUCUUCACAAAGCGACUACCAGGCUGAGAUGCGAGUUCUGCGAAUAGCUUCUUUACAUGACCAAUCUGGUAGAAGACUGCAACUUCAGGAUU
This is a messenger RNA of Aspergillus ruber CBS 135680, 1428 nucleotides long. Its product is annotated as F-box protein. Gene Ontology annotation, molecular function: protein binding. Lineage: Eukaryota; Fungi; Ascomycota; Eurotiomycetes; Eurotiales; Aspergillaceae. The record is from RefSeq and is a predicted model, not a curated record. The transcript is spliced from 3 exons. The coding region runs from base 217 to 1383 and encodes 388 amino acids.